This is a messenger RNA of Colletotrichum navitas, 1446 nucleotides long. RefSeq lists its product as uncharacterized. The annotation marks the transcript as partial. Lineage: Eukaryota; Fungi; Ascomycota; Sordariomycetes; Glomerellales; Glomerellaceae. The record is from RefSeq and is a predicted model, not a curated record. The transcript has 3 exons.
GGUGGUGGAAGCAGCAAGGACAGCAAUACCAGCGGUGGCGGCCAUAAGGCUCCCGGAAACCCCGGUUCUUCCUCAAACAAGACGCCGUCACAUGGCGGCACCAGCACCCACGUCGUCUCGAACCCUCGCAGGGGCAGCAGCAGCGCCGCGAACAUCAUCGCCCCGCCUCCACGUGCCCACCACGCCUCCGCGAGCCCCAACCCUGAAGAUGCCUCCGCUGCCGCCGCCCCGCCGCCAAGCAGCAGCAGCAGGGACGCCAAAGACAAGGACUUGAAGCAGAAGGAGACCUCCGAUGGCACCUCUGCCGGCGUAGGCAACACAUCCGGCGGCAGCAGUAACAGCAGCGCCAAGGACAAGGACGCGCGGAUAGCGCAUCUGGAACGGGAGCUCGAGAUCAUGGAGCGUGAGUUCACGCGGGAGCUCGACAAGCUCUCGCAGAACGAGAGCGAGACGGCCGUCUUUUGGCAAGCCAAGCACAGUGAUCUGAACCAGCAGUUCCUUCGCGCCGACGCCGAGCUACGUCUGCUCCGUCAGGAGGCCGAGGCCCGCGACGCCGACCGCGAUGCCCUCCGUCGUGAGGCUGCCGAGCUGCGCGCCCAGGUCCGCGGGCUCAAGGAGUUUGUCAGCACAAGCACGCGCACCAGCGGGCAGACCUCGGACGAGGUCUUCUGCGACGGUAUGGCGCGGUUGAGCAACGGGCUGCAAAACUGGGUCAUUGUCAACUUCCGCAAGGUCAAGUUGGAUAUCAGUGCCGCUAGCGAGGACGUCCGCGAGGAACUUGGUCGGCUGGUGCCCAUGUACGCCGAUCUCGAACCCUCGGCCAAGGUCCACAUGCUGCAGUCCAUCGUGUCGCGUGUGCUCGUCGAUGUUAUCUUUGACUCGUACUUCUUCGGGCUGUCAAAGGAGCAGGCAGAGCAGCUUAAGGCCGUGGAGCAGACCCUCUCAAGUUUCGUCGAUUCGCCCGAGGCGAUCAACAACUGGCGCUCUGCGACCCUUGCCCUCCUCCACCGCGAGGCUGAGGCCAAGAUGCAGGCCGAGACGUCCGCGGCGACAGACCGCGUCAUCGCCCGCGUAAACCGCAUCCUCGACGCCGUCGUGGCGGCGGACGCACCCCCGGUCACCGACGCUCGCGACGCCGCCCUCCGCGCCCUGGUCGCCUCCGCGGUUGACCUUGCCCGCCAGCUCUCCGUGCAAAAGGCCGUCUUCCGCGUCUUCGUCCCGGACAUCGUCCCCCACCAGCGCACGCGCUUCGACCCGGCCACCAUGGAGGACAUUGGUGGCGAGGACGAGGACGAGCUGGCACACCGCGACAUCGCCUGCGUCACCUUCCCCGGCGUUAUCAAGCGCGGCGACGAGAGCGGCGGGCACAUGCAGUAUCAGAAUGUCAUUGCCAAGGCUAGAGUGUUAUGUAGUCCUGAAUAGAAACGAUGAUAUGACGUCCACCCC